CGGCCUCUGCCACCACUAUAUAGCCCUCUCCGUUCCUAGAAGGCAACCCGCAGUUCUCUCGCGGUCCUUACUCCCCCUCUCACUAUGGCGGCCAACUCGCCAGAACCCUCUUCUAUCAACGAGAAGGCCGACACCACGCAGGCCCCAUCCGUUCCCGCCCCUGCACCCGUCAAGAAGGGCUUCUUCUCUCGCAAGCCAAAGAACCUCGACUCAGCUGUCUCUCACGAAAAGCAUAGCCAGGAUGCCGUCGUCGAGGGCGCGGGCACUACUCCCGUAAAGCAGCUUCAGCCAGCUUCCUUCUUAUCCCUCUUCAGGUUUUCGACCAAGUUCGAGCUUAUAAUCGAUGUCAUUGGUUUGGUAGCAGCAGCCGCUGCCGGGGCUUCCCAGCCGCUCAUGUCCCUCCUCUUCGGUCGUCUCACCCAGGACUUCGUCACCUUUGGCACAGACGUUAUCAAUGCCCAGAAUGGCGUUGCGGGUGCCGCAGAGGACUUGCCCAUAGCUGCUGCCCACUUCAAGCAUUCCGCUGCUCUCAACGCGUCCUACCUCGUAUAUAUCGGUAUCGGCAUGUUCGUCUGCACCUACACUUACAUGGUCGUCUGGGUCUACACUGGAGAGGUCAAUGCGAAACGUCUGCGUGAGGCGUACCUUCGUGCCGUCCUCCGUCAAGACAUCGCCUUCUUCGAUAACGUCGGCGCUGGUGAGGUUGCUACGCGUAUCCAGACCGACACCCAUUUGGUCCAGCAGGGAACCUCUGAGAAGGUCGCUCUCGUGGUCAACUUCCUGGCUGCCUUCGUGACUGGUUUCGUCCUCGCCUACGUCCGCUCUUGGCGUCUCGCCCUUGCCAUGUCCUCUAUGCUGCCAUGUAUCGCCAUCGCCGGCGGUGUCAUGAACAGGUUCAUCUCAAAGUACAUGCAAUUGUCUCUCCAGCACGUCGCCGAGGGUGGCACUCUGGCCGAAGAGGUCAUAUCUACCGUCCGUACAGCGCAGGCUUUCGGCACUCAGACGAUCCUCGCCGACAUCUACGACUCUCACGUCACGAAGUCCCGCCUCGUUGACCUCAGGGCUGCGAUCUGGCAUGGUGCCGGUCUCUCGUUCUUUUUCUUCGUUAUCUAUGGCGGCUACGGUCUUGCGUUCAGCUUUGGUGUCACGCUCAUUAACCGUGGCGAAGCCAAUGCCGGUGAAAUCGUCAAUGUUAUCUUCGCUAUCCUCAUCGGUUCCUUCUCUCUCGCCCUUCUCGCCCCCGAGAUGCAGGCGAUCACCCAGGCUCGCGGUGCCGCCGCUAAACUGUACGAGACGAUCGACCGCGUUCCUUCAAUCGACUCCGCGUCUCCCGACGGCCUCAAGCCCGAGAAAUGCAUCGGCGAGAUCACGCUCGAGCACGUCGACUUCAACUACCCCUCUCGCCCCGGUGUGCCCAUCGUCAAGGACCUCUCCAUCACCUUCCCUGCGGGCAAGACCACCGCGCUUGUCGGCGCCUCUGGUUCUGGAAAGUCAACCGUUAUUUCUCUCGUGGAGCGGUUCUACGACCCCCUUGCGGGCGUCGUUAAACUCGACGGCGUGAACGUCAAGGACCUGAACGUCCGAUGGCUCCGUUCGCAGAUCGGCCUCGUCUCCCAGGAGCCCACGCUUUUCGCGACCACCAUCAAGGGCAACGUCGCGCACGGGCUGAUCGGCACCCCCCACGAGCACGCGCCGGAGGAGGAGCAGUUCAAGCUCAUCAAGGAGGCGUGCGUCAAGGCCAACGCCGACGGCUUCAUCUCCAAGCUGCCCCUCGGCUACGACACCAUGGUCGGCGAGCGCGGCUUCCUCCUCUCUGGCGGCCAGAAGCAACGCAUCGCCAUCGCGCGCGCCAUCGUCUCCGACCCGCGCAUCCUCCUGCUCGACGAGGCGACGUCCGCGCUGGACACGCAGUCCGAGGGCGUCGUGCAGAACGCGCUGGACAAGGCCGCGCACGGGCGCACGACGAUCACGAUCGCGCACCGGCUCUCGACGAUCAAGGACGCGGACUGCAUCUACGUCAUGGGCAACGGCCUCAUCCUCGAGUCCGGCACGCACAACGAGCUGCUGCGCGACGAGAACGGGCCCUACGCGCGUCUCGUCGCCGCGCAGAAGCUCCGCGACGCGCGCGAGAAGCGCACCCUCGAUAGCGACAGCGACACGGCCGCGUCUGCCGAGGAGGACGACGCCGCGGCGAUCGAGAAGCAGGCCGCGGAGGAGGUCCCGCUCGAGCGGUCCAAGUCGGGCCGCUCGCUCGCCUCGGAGAUCCUCGAGCAGAAGCAGAAGGAGCGCGCGACGGAGGAGAAGGACUACUCGCUGUACUACAUCUUCAAGCGCAUGGGCUACAUCAACCGCGACGUGUGGAAGCAGUACCUCUUCGGGAUCAUCGCCGCCGUCUGCAACGGCGCGACGUACCCCUCGUACGGCAUCGUCUUCGCCAAGGGCAUCAAUACGUUCUCGGAGACGAACAACCACCAAAGGCGGCACGACGGCGACCGCGACGCGCUCUACUUCUUCAUCAUCGCCCUCCUGUCCAUGGUCGCCGUCGGGCUGCAGAACUAUCUGUUCGCGUCGUCCGCGGCCGAGCUCACGGCGAAGCUGCGCUCGCUCUCCUUCCGCGCCAUCCUCCGCCAGGACAUCGAGUUCUUCGACAAGGACGAGAACAACACGGGGCAGCUCACGUCGACGCUGAGCGACAACCCGCAGAAGAUCAACGGUCUCGCGGGCAUCACGCUGGGUGCUAUCGUGCAGAGCGCCUCGACGCUCAUCAUCGGCUACAUCAUCGGCCUCUCGUUCAACUGGCAGGUCGGUCUCGUCGGCAUCGCGUGCACGCCCGUCCUCGUCUCGGCUGGAUACAUCCGUCUCCGUGUCGUCGUGCUCAAGGACCAGCAGAACAAGAAGGCGCACGAGGCGUCCGCCCAGAUCGCCUGCGAGGCCGCCGGGGCCAUCCGGACCGUCGCGUCGCUCACCCGCGAGGACGACUGCUGCCGCCUCUACAGCGAGUCUCUGGAAGAGCCCCUCCGUCGUUCGAACCGCACGGCCAUCUACAGCAACGGCAUAUUCUCCCUCUCGCAGUCGAUGGCCUUCUUCGUCAUCGCCCUCGUCUUCUGGUACGGCUCCAACCUCGUCGCCGACUUCAAGCGCUCCACCUUCCAGUUCUUCGUCGGUCUUAUGUCGACGACCUUCUCGGCUAUCCAGGCCGGCAACGUGUUCUCGUUCGUCCCCGAUAUCUCCUCGGCCAAGUCAGCGGGGUCGGAUGUCAUCAGGCUGCUCGACUCCAGGCCCGAGAUCGACGCCGAGUCGACUGAGGGUGACGUCCCCAAGAACGUGCAGGGCCGCAUCCGGUUCGAGAACGUCCACUUCCGCUACCCGACCCGCCCCGGUGUCCGCGUGCUCCGCGACCUCAACCUCACCGUCGAGCCCGGUACAUAUGCCGCUCUCGUCGGCGCCAGUGGCUGCGGUAAGAGUACGACGAUCCAGCUCAUCGAGCGUUUCUACGAUCCGCUCGCUGGCGCCGUCUACCUCGACGAGCAGCCGAUCACGAAGUACAACGUCUCCGAGUACCGCAAGAACAUCGCGCUCGUGUCCCAGGAGCCCACGCUGUACGCCGGCACCGUCCGAUUCAACAUCCUCCUCGGGGCGACGAAGCCCAGGGAGGAGGUCACGCAGGAGGAGCUCGAGGAGGCGUGCCGCAACGCGAACAUCCUCGAGUUCAUCAAGUCGCUGCCCGACGGUUUCGACACCCAGGUCGGUGGUAAGGGUUCGCAGCUGUCUGGCGGCCAGAAGCAGCGUAUCGCCAUCGCCCGUGCUCUCCUCCGCAACCCGAAGGUGCUCCUGCUCGACGAGGCGACGUCUGCGCUCGACUCGACCUCGGAGAAGGUCGUACAAGAGGCGCUCGACCAGGCCGCGAAGGGCCGGACAACAAUCGCCAUCGCGCAUCGACUAUCCACCAUCCAAAAUGCUGAUAUCAUUUACUUCAUUAAAGACGGUGCUGUCAGCGAAUCUGGUACACAUGACGAGCUCCUCGCGCUCAAGGGCGGCUACUAUGAGUUCGUGCAACUACAAGCAUUGAGCAAGAAGUAGAGAGCGCCGCCACGCAUUCGUUUUCCCUUCGUUAUCGCAUUAUGUUCGUAAUCCAUACCUAGAACGUGACGAGACAACUGUGCGCUAUGACUGGCGUGUACGUAUAUUUACCUUAAUACCCCUCAUUGCGCCCAUUUCCACUAGUCAUCCCUCCAUCCACCAGCAGUCGUCGGAUAUCGGCGACGCUGCCCCUUGCUUUGUCCGAUACAUCGUCGCACCUCCCGCAGCCUCGCCGUAUCUCCCCAUUUCAGCGUUAUGACCCUCACGAUGCAGUGUUUUCUCAAGGACGUUCCUCGCUCGGUCUUGUGGGUUACGUGUCGUGCAGCUGUGUAGCACACUGAGCAAUACAGUCUUCCAUUCAA
Dichomitus squalens LYAD-421 SS1 is the source of this 4442-nucleotide messenger RNA. Its product is annotated as P-loop containing nucleoside triphosphate hydrolase protein. The transcript has 9 exons. The record is from RefSeq and is a predicted model, not a curated record. Lineage: Eukaryota; Fungi; Basidiomycota; Agaricomycetes; Polyporales; Polyporaceae. Gene Ontology annotation, molecular function: ATP binding; ABC-type transporter activity; ATP hydrolysis activity. Gene Ontology annotation, biological process: transmembrane transport. Bases 85 to 4080 code for a protein of 1331 amino acids. Gene Ontology annotation, cellular component: membrane.